AUGUCCAUUGACGAUUUCUCCAAGGACCAUCCCAAGCCUGACGGCAUCAAUUUCGGCUACGGAACCGCAGGCUUCCGAAUGAAAGCCACUCUGCUCGACUCAGUGGCCUUUCGAGUCGGUAUCCUCGCUGCCCUUCGAUCUCAGUUCAAGAAGGGCCAGACCAUUGGUGUCAUGAUCACCGCCUCCCACAAUCCUCCCCCUGACAACGGAGUCAAGCUUGUUGAUCCUCUUGGAUCCAUGCUCGAGGCAUCAUGGGAGGUAUAUGCCGCCGAGCUCGCCAAUGCCCCUGAUAACCAACUCCAGGCUAAGGUUGAUUCUCUGGUAUCGAAACUGAACAUCGAUACAAGCGUGAGAGCCCAUGUGGUCAUUGGACGAGACUCCCGAGAGUCUGGGCCCGCCCUCGUGGCAGCGCUCGAAGAUGGUCUCAAAGCCAUGAAUGCGAACUACAACAACUACGGUCUGCUCACCACCCCCCAGCUCCACUACAUUACCCGUGCAAUCAACACCAAGGGCACUCCUGACGCCUACGGGGCCCCCACUGAGGAGGGCUACUACGAGAAGCUCGCCAACGCUCUCAAGAAAGCUGUUCCUGAUCUUGAUGAACCACUCAAGUGCGUUGUUGACUGUGCUAAUGGAAUUGGAGCUCCCAAGCUCCGUGCCCUGGCUGCCAUGCUGGAUGGAACUCUGUCUGUGACCAUUGUCAACGACCAGUAUAAAGAACCGCCCAUGCUGAACAUGGAUUGUGGUGCUGACUACGUCAAGACUAACCAGCGUCUUCCCAACGGUGUUACCCCCGAGCCUUACCAACUGCUUGCUUCCUUCGACGGAGACGCCGACCGAAUCGUCUUCUCCUACGUGGACGACAAGAAAGCUUUCCAUCUGCUGGACGGAGACAAAAUCGCCACUCUGGUUGGCAUGUACAUCACUGAGCUGUCCAAGGAAGCUGAUCUCGAUCUGUCUGUCGGAGUCGUCCAGACCGCCUACGCUAACGGUUCCUCCACAAAGUAUAUUGUUGACAACCUCAAGGUGCCUGUUGUUUGCACUCCCACCGGUGUCAAGCACCUGCAUCACGCUGCUGAGGCCUUUGACAUUGGUAUCUACUUUGAGGCCAACGGUCACGGAACUGUACUCUUCUCUCCUGCUGCUCAGAUCAAGCUUCAGACUGCUCCCGAGGACUGUGGACCCGUCCAGCGACGGGCCAUCGACUCCCUUCUGGCUCUCUCUGAUCUUAUUAACCAGACUGUUGGCGAUGCCAUUUCCGACCUGCUGCUGGUAUUGGUCGUCCUGGCUAUCAACCGAUGGGGUCCUGAAGAGUGGGACUCAGCGUACAAGGAUCUGCCCAACCGUCUGGACAAGGUUGUUGUCAAGGAUCGAUCUCUCUUCAAGACUACGGAUGCUGAGCGACGUCUGACUUCCCCUCCUGGCCUUCAAGACAAGAUUGACGAAGUCGUCAAGAUGUUCAACCAGGGCCGAUCUUUUGUCAGAGCCAGUGGUACUGAGGAUGCUGUCCGAGUCUACGCCGAGGCUGCUUCUAAGGCUGAGGCUGAUGCUCUUUCUGGACGAGUUUCUCAGUUCCUGCACGCUUUCCAGUAG
Yarrowia lipolytica CLIB122 is the source of this 1593-nucleotide messenger RNA. RefSeq lists its product as uncharacterized. Gene Ontology annotation, molecular function: magnesium ion binding; phosphoacetylglucosamine mutase activity. The record is from RefSeq and is a predicted model, not a curated record. Lineage: Eukaryota; Fungi; Ascomycota; Dipodascomycetes; Dipodascales. Gene Ontology annotation, biological process: UDP-N-acetylglucosamine biosynthetic process; carbohydrate metabolic process.